Messenger RNA from Cordyceps militaris CM01, 5325 nucleotides. RefSeq names its product Nucleic acid-binding, OB-fold-like protein. Lineage: Eukaryota; Fungi; Ascomycota; Sordariomycetes; Hypocreales; Cordycipitaceae. Gene Ontology annotation, biological process: rRNA processing. The record is from RefSeq and is a predicted model, not a curated record. The transcript is spliced from 2 exons. Bases 1 to 5325 code for a protein of 1774 amino acids. Gene Ontology annotation, cellular component: nucleolus; small-subunit processome. Gene Ontology annotation, molecular function: RNA binding; protein binding.
AUGAGCAAUCUUAAGCGAAAGGAUGCCCCUGGCGGUCAUCCUCCUGCUAAAUCCGCCAAGCAGUCCAAAGAGGCGAACCCAUCCAAGACCGACACGCCCAAGCCCACCGACGCCCCGAAAAACGCCGUCGUUUCCCGCCUCAAAGACGAGGAGCCUCUCUUUCCCCGAGGCGGCGCCAGCGUUCUCACACCUCUCGAACAGAAGCAGAUCCAAUUGGAGGCCAAGGCUGACGCUGCGCACGAUGACGAAUUUUCCACCGGUGGAAAACCCCAGAAGAAACAGAAGCGAGUCGGCGCCUCCAAAAAAUCGGACAAGAAAACCGAGACCAAGUCCGACGACGACUCUGUAAAGAUUGAGAGUCUCAACUUCAAGAAAUUGGUCAAGGGCUCCAUCGUUCUCGGUCAAAUCACACGCAUCAACAACCUCGCUCUCGAAGUCGCUCUGCCCAAUAACCUGACCGGCCACGUCUCCAUUGUGGCCAUAUCUGAACAGCUUACGAAUCGACUGCAAAGCGGCGCCAAAGAUGAGGAUGUCGACGAAAAGGAAGACGAAUCCGACGGCGAAGGCGAGGACGUUGACCUAAAGUCCAUUUUCGAGGUUGGCCAAUUCCUUCGCGCCUAUGUUCUCUCUACAGUGGACGGCGCUGUUUCCGGCAAAAGCAAGCGCAAGAUUGAGCUCUCUCUGCGACCUACCGAAGCCAAUACAGGCCUCACGAAAGACGAUGCCGUACCCCAUUGCACGGUCGCCGCCGCUGUCGCCAGUGUCGAGGACCACGGAUGCAUCAUGGAUCUUGGAAUUGACGGCCUGAGCGGAUUCCUCCCCAACGCCGAAAUCGAUGCCACUUUCAAACGCGAACGCCUGCAGGAAGGCGCCGUAUUUCUCUCUCAAGUCACCGCCAACCAGGGCAGCGGGAAGGUCGCUCAGCUCACCCUCAAGCAGGACAAAAUCGGCAAAGUCAGCAACCACCCGGCCGAGGCGACAACCAUCAACACAUUCCUCCCUGGUACCGCCGUCAACGUUCUCAUUACCGGAAACAGCAGCAGUGGUGUGACUGGAAAAAUCAUGGGACACGUCGACGCAACAGCCGACCUCAUCCACUCCGGUAUCGGGCCCUUUGGUACCGAUGUCGAAUCGAAAUACAAAAUUGGCUCCAAGGUCAAGGCCAGAAUCAUCUGCAACUUUCCUACAUCAAAAGACCCCAAGCUGGGCAUCACACUGCUUCCGCACUUGAUGGCUCUUACCAAGAAGCGCCCCGAGGGCCCGAAGCGCUCCAGUCUUCCCCUACAAGUCAUCCCUAUUGCUUCGAUUGUCGAGCAGUGCACUGUCCGUCAUGUGGAAGCCGACAUGGGCUUGUUUGUUGACGUAGGCGUUCCUGGCUUGUGUGGUUUCGUUCAUAUCUCCCGUGUCAAGGACGGCAAGGUCGAUGCCCUCUACGAAUCCAGUGGCCCUUACAAGGCUGGCUCAACACACAAGGGUCGCGUUGUUGGCUACAGUGAAAUCGACGGCGUCUUUCAGCUUUCAUUCCAAAAAACUGUCCUCGAGCAAAAGUAUAUCCGCCAAGAAGAUGUGCCUGUUGGAGCCGUCUUGACAUGCGACAUUGAAAAGCUUAUUAUCAACGAAGACGGUGUCAAUGGUCUUACUCUCCAGAUUGCCGAAGGAAUCACUGGAUUUGUGCCUGAACGCCACCUCUCCGACGUCAAGCUGCAACAUCCCGAGAAGAAAUUUCGCCAGGGCAUGAAGAUCAAGGCUCGCGUACUGAGUAAUGACCUGAUCAAGAAGAGAAUCAGACUUACGCUCAAGAAGACUCUUGUAAACUCUGAAACCCCUAUUAUUCGAAGCUACGACGAUGUCAAGGUCGGUAGCCAGGCUCUCGGCACAAUCAUUAAGCUUGAGAGCAGUGGUGCCCGAAUCCAGUUCUACGAUGAGCUACGCGGAUUCCUGCCCAUUUCCGAAAUGAGCGAGGCCUACAUUCGUGACCCCUCAGAACACUUCCGCGUUGGCCAAGUUGUCAGCGUUCAUGUGCUCGACGUUGAUCCUGAGCGAAGGCGCCUGGUUGUCUCUUGCAAGGAUCCUGGCGCGUUCGGCCUAGAGAAACAGAACGCGCUAAAGAACAUUUCACUUGGAGACAUUGUUUCUGCCAAGGUUACGCAAAAGUCGGAAGAUCAAGUAUUUGUCGAGCUCGAGGGCAGCCUCCUCAAGGCCAUCCUCCCGGUCAGCCAUCUCACCGACAAAUCUGCGUCCAAGAAUCAAUUUGCGCUCAAGAGGGUUUCUGCUGGUCAGACUCUGUCAAAUCUCGUUGUUAUUGAUAAGAACGACAGCCGCCGCUCAAUUACCCUAACGCAAAAGCCCAGCCUAGUCCAUGCUGCCGCGGAAGGAAGGCUACUCAAGUCUUUUGAGCAGGCCAGGCCGGGCAAACUUUUUGCUGGCUUUGUCAAAAAUAUCACAGCUACUGCGGUGUUUGUUCAAUUUGCAGGGUCACUCAACGCACUGCUUCCCAAGGCACGUCUUGCCCCCGAGGCUCAAGCCAAACCCGAUUUUGGUCUGCACAAGAACGACUCUAUCGAAGUCCGCAUUGUAUCGACCAUUCCCGAUCUCAACCGCAUCAUGGUCGCCCCAGCCUCCGCGCCUGCUGAUCAGGAUAUCGCUGGCAAGAGCGAAUCUGCAAAGGCUGCUCCCGCUGAUGGUCUUGCCUUUGGCUCCAUCACCCAAGCCAAGGUUACCUCGAUCAAGGAAACACAGCUGAACGUCCAGAUUGUCGAUUCUGGUGUGCAGGGCCGAAUCGAUGUUGCCAACGUGUUUGGCAGCUGGGACGACAUUCCAGACCCGAAGCACCCCCUCGCCACGUUCCACAAAGGCCAAGUGUUGCGCGUCAAGGUUGUGGGCGUACACGAUGCUAAGGACCACCGCUUCCUGCCCAUUUCCCACAGAUCUGCCCAUUCCAUCUUGGAGCUCACCACGCGCCAAACUGACCUGGAUGACACCACGCCCAAUGAGCUCACCUUUGAAUCCCUCAAGGUUGGACAGACCCACGUCGCCUUUGUGAACAACUUGACGCAACAAUAUCUCUGGGUCAACUUGUCGCCCUCUGUCCGUGGCCGCAUCUCUGCCAUGGAAGCUUCCGAUGAUUUGUCUCAACUGAACGACUUGGAGGGCAACUUCCCCCCUGGCUCUGCUCUCAAGGUCCGCGUCGUAUCGAUCAAUGCCGAAAAUAACCAUCUUGAUCUCUCUGCGCGCUCUGCAUCCUCCAAUGAUAUCGUAAGCUGGGAUUCUAUCAAAGCCAAUAUGAUUCUUCCCGGAAAGAUUACCAAGGUCAAUGAGCGGCAGAUUCUUGUCAAGCUCAGCGAAUCAGUUUCUGGGCCCGUCCACCUGCCCGACAUGGCCGACAACUUUGACGGGGUCAACACUACCCAGUACCGCAAAGGUGAGAUUGUCCGCGUCGCAGUAGUUGACGUGGACAAGAGCAACAAGCGACUCCGCCUUUCCACGCGUCCGUCCCGUAUCAUGAGCUCUACUCUGCCCGUCAAGGACAAGGAGAUUAGCGAUAUUGCGCAACUCUCUUCUGGUGACAUUGUUCGAGGAUUCGUCAAGAAUGUAGCCGACAAGGGUCUCUUCGUUCUGCUGGGCGGACAGGUUUCUGCCCUGGUCAAGAUCUCUAACCUGUCGGACCGCUACUUGAAGGAGUGGAAAGAUGAGUUUCAGGUUGACCAAAUGGUCAAGGGUCGCAUUAUUUUUAUUGAUAAUGCCGCUAAGCAGAUAGAAAUGAGCCUCAAGUCCUCCGUCGUCGACGAAGACUACACACCGCCCAUGACGUACAGGGAUAUCUCGGUUGGCCAGAUUGUUACCGGCAAGGUGCGCAAGGUAGCGGAUUUUGGUGCUUUCAUCCUGAUCGACAACUCGGCCAACGUCAGUGGCCUGUGCCAUCGCAGCCAAAUGGCCGAGAACCGCGUGCAGGAUGCUACCAAACUCUACAAGGAGGGCGAUGUCGUCAAGGCCAAGGUCCUAGAGGUGGAUGUCGAGAAGCGCAAAAUCAGCUUUGGCUUGAAGCCUACGCUGUUUGAGGACGAGGACACAGAUAUGGACUCGGACUCUGAGCAAGGUGCUCCUCUUGUUGAUGAAGACGAUGUUGAUGAUGAAACUGAGGGCGCACUUCUCAAACUCAUUCAAGCUCAAGUCAACGACGACGAUGACGAAGUCGAAGAUGACGAUGACGAAGAUGAAGAUGACGAGGAGGACGAGGGUGAGGAUGAUGAAGUUGAUGGUGAUGGAGACUCGGAGAUGGAGGAUGCCCCUACAGGCGUGGGCUUGGGUGGUGGCAAGUCUGCGUGGACGGCGGAUCCUUUUGCCGAAUCAGGGUCGGAAUCCGAGGGCGAAGCGCCGAGCAAGAAGAUGGACAAGACCAAGAAGCGCAAGAAGAACGAGAUUGAGGUGGACAAGACUGCCGAGCUCGACAGCAACGGCCCUCAGACGUCGAGCGACUACGAGCGUCUGCUCCUGGGCCAGCCCGACUCGUCGGAGCUUUGGAUCGCCUAUAUGGCCUUCCAGAUGCAGGUCAGCGAGCUGCCCAAGGCGCGCGAGGUGGCGGAGCGGGCAACACGCACCAUCAACAUGCGCGAAGAGACGGAGAAGCUCAACGUGUGGGUGGCGUAUCUGAACCUGGAGGUGGCGUACGGCACCAAGGCUACCAUCGAAGAGGUGUUUAGGCGGGCGUGCCAGUACAAUGACCCGCAGGAGGUGCACGAGCGGCUGGCCAGCAUCUACAUCCAGUCGGAGAAGCUCAAGGAGGCCGAAGCGCUAUUUGAAGCCAUGGUGAAGAAGUUUGGGGCCAAGACACCGAAUGUGUGGACCAACUAUGCGCACUUUCUGCACGUCACGAAGGGUGAGCCGGCGCGGGCGCGGGCGCUGCUACCACGGGCAUCGCAGCAACUCGGGAGUGCGCACGCGGCGACGAUUGUGGCGCGGUUCGCGGCGCUCGAGUUCCAUUCGGAGCACGGCGAGCCGGAGCGGGGGCGGACCAUGUUUACGGGGCUGCUCGACACGUGGCCGAAAAAGGGCGACUUGUGGAACCAGCUGCUGGACCUCGAGAUGGGUGUCGAGGGCGGCGACGUGACGGCGGUGCGGGACGUGUUUGAGCGGCGCACGCGGGUGCGGGGGCUCAAGCCGCAGCAGGCGGAGAAGUGGUUCCGGCGGUGGACAGCGUUUGAGGAGGGCGUGGAUCCCAAGGGCAAGGACCGGGUGACGGCCAGGGCGCGCGAGUGGGCGGCGGCGUUCAAGGCCCGCAAGGAGGCGGACGCUGCGGCGGCGGCGGACGAGGACAUGGAGGAGUAG